GGCACCCUACGGCCCUACCUUAGCCUCGUAGUCGAGAGGCAUAUAAAAAAACAGAAGACCUCUUUAUUUCUACAGGCGAAGUGUGCCUUUAGGCUUUAUUUAAACAGGAAAACGCCGACAACCGAUCUCUUUCUAUCAUAGCUCGAAGCCAUUGAAUUUCUAUCAAGCAAAGCAGAAGAGUUUAGUGAAUAGGUGGAGAAAACACGAUGGAAAGAAAAGAGGAGUGUGGUCAUCCUUUGCUGAGAGGGGGUAGGAGAACGAGUAAAUACACCCAUGGUUUCUCUUCUGCUCAGAUCCAAUCACUUGCUGCCAUUUGUGAAACUUUCGUCCCUUCCCUGCCAAUUGAUACCAUCAACAACAAGGAUAGUUCAGCUGACCAGGCUGCCCUUCAGGCUUUCUAUCAAGCUUCUGGGGCUGAGCCCCCAGUUCCCGAUGAGGUGGCAGAGUUGAUGGUGAAGAGGGGUCAACCCAAAGCUAUCUCCUUUGUUAAAGUGGUUUUGACAGUUCUCUCCUUCAGAUUGGGCACACUGUUGCUUUGUGGUUGGCUUUGCUGUGACUGGACAUGGCCAUUCAUUCACAAGUUUUCAAAAAUACCCGUGGAAAGGAGAGAAAAAAUCCUCAUGAAAUGGUCAGGGCAAGCCCAUCCGUUACCUCUAAGAGCUGUUUUUGCAUUGAUCAAAACCUUCUGCUUGUUCAUCUUCUUCUCCAUGACCGAUGAAAAAUCAGAAAACCCAGCAUGGAAAGCAGUAGGAUACAACGUAGACAACAGGCAGAAAAAGGCAUAUCCUCAAGGGCGACCACUUCAAAAGGGCAUCAUAGAAACAAUGCAUGAAGAUGAUUCAACCUUAGUCCAAUCUCUCACUGAGAAAGGCCUUGAAGUGAUGGAAGAUGCAGAGCACAACGUCUACAAGAUCAAAUGUGAUGUAGUGAUAGUUGGUUCUGGUUGCGGUGGAGGGGUUGCUGCAGCAGUUCUUGCAAGCUCUGGCCAGAAAGUGGUUGUUGUUGAGAAAGGGAAUUAUUUUGCAGCAGAAGACUAUACGUCUUUAGAAGGUCCAUCUAUGUUUGAGCUUUAUGAGUCUGGAGGAAUUUUGGCAACCAUGAAUGGAAAAAUCAUGAUCAUGGCUGGGUCAACAGUAGGAGGAGGCUCAGCUAUUAAUUGGUCUGCGUCAUUGAAAACACCGAAGAAUGUUCUCAAGGAGUGGUCUGUGGAUCAUAAGAUUCCAUUCUUUGGCAGCUCUGACUAUGAAUUUGCAAUGGAUGCUGUGUGCAAGAGGAUCGGAGUCACAGAAAAUUGUACGGAGGAAGGAUUCCAAAAUCAAGUUCUUAGAAAAGGGUGUGAGAAUCUUGGUUUGCAAAUCGAGUCGGUUCCAAGGAAUUCUUCAGAGAAUCAUUACUGUGGUUCCUGUAAUUUUGGGUGUAGAACAGGAGACAAGAAAGGAACUGAUUCUACUUGGCUGGUGGAUGCUGUGGGCUGCGGUGCGGUGAUCCUAACAGCAUGCAAAGCUGAGAAGUUUAUAUUGGUGAAUAAUAACGAUGCAAGGAGAAGAAAGAAAUGCCUGGGUGUGAUUGCAACAUCUUUGAACAAAAAUUUGACCAAGAAGCUGUAUAUUGAAGCUAAAGCAACAAUUUCAGCUUGUGGAUCUCUCCUGACUCCUCCUUUAAUGAUUUCUAGCGGGUUAAAAAACCCAAAUAUUGGCAGGAAUCUUCAUUUGCAUCCAGUGCUAUUUACUUGGGGAUACUUUCCAGAAGAUGCAUCAGGAAUCAAAGGCAAAGCGUACGAGGGUGGAAUCAUCACUUCAUUUCGUAGGGUUGUUUCAGAAGAAUCCAAUGUCCAUGCAAUUAUACAAACUCCUGCACUUGGACCGGCCUCAGUCGCAGCAUUAUCCACAUGGGUUUCGGGAAGGGAGCUAAAGGAUAAAAUGGUGAGGUAUCCGAGAUUGGCUCACCUUUUCACAUUGAUCAGAGACCAGGGUUCAGGGGAAGUAAUGGAAGAAGGUAAGAUCAAGUAUCGAUUUAGCGAAGUGGAUAAAGAAAAUCUUAAGAUUGGUCUGAGGCAACUACUAAGGAUAAUGAUUGCAGCUGGGGCGGUGGAAGUAGGAACCCAACGUAGUGAUGGCCAAAGAAUUAAAUGCAAAGGUCUUUCAGAGGAAAGCUUGGAGGAGUUCUUGGAUAAUGUCCCAGUUGUUGGAGGCCCUAGUUCCAAGGAUGAGUAUUGGACCAUGUACGUCUCAGCUCAUCAGAUGGGAAGUUGUAGAAUGGGUGCAAAUGAGGCAGAAGGUGGCGUUGAUGAGAAUGGUCAGAGUUGGGAAGCGGAAGGUUUAUUUGUGUGCGAUGCAAGUGUCCUGCCAACUGCAAUCGGCGUCAAUCCAAUGGUCACCAUACAAUCCACGUCCUAUUGCAUUUCCAAGAAGAUUGCAAAAUUGUUAAAGCAAUGAUCCUUUGGUCAUCCAACCUUUGUCCAAAGUCUCUUCUGUCUAAACUACUAGAGCCAGUCUGAAAAAUGUACCAAUUUCCUGUAAAAUACAUGCACUCUGUACUACAACUACUCGCAAAUAAACCAUGUAUUGUGUCUCAAAUACGUUUAACUAUUGGUUCUUAAAGCUUUCGUUAUGUGAUUGCUUC
Molecule: messenger RNA, 2622 nt
Organism: Durio zibethinus
Lineage: Eukaryota; Viridiplantae; Streptophyta; Magnoliopsida; Malvales; Malvaceae
Product: long-chain-alcohol oxidase FAO2-like
Molecular function (GO): flavin adenine dinucleotide binding; long-chain-alcohol oxidase activity
Source: RefSeq, a predicted model, not a curated record